Molecule: messenger RNA, 460 nt
Organism: Rangifer tarandus platyrhynchus (Svalbard reindeer)
Lineage: Eukaryota; Metazoa; Chordata; Mammalia; Artiodactyla; Cervidae
Source: the annotation of a GenBank genome assembly
AUGCGGGUGCAUGUGGGCGGCGGGAUGGGGCUCAGGCGCCCAAACCAGCACCCAGGGGCCCCUUGGCUGCGAGGGGGGCGGGCCGGCCGGGCCCGGAGGCGAGGGUCGCUCGAGAGCUCCUUAGUAGUACAGUCCGGUCUCCCGCUGUUGGAGCGUCCAGGGUUCAGCCCAGGCACCGGUAGGCUUCAGGAGGCAAGCAUUCCUGCUGUGGAUUUUGCGGAGAGUGCGGCCCGGGGGUCUUGGCCGGUUCUAGGGUCCAGUCCCCGGACCCACACCGGCGCCCCGGGCUGUUUGGCUCCACCUUCCACCGCGCUGGCCAGAGGGGAGAGACCGGAGGUAGGCGACCUUGGCCCUGCCCAGCCCGCCUGGAGACGUGGCAGAGCCGGGGGAGGCCGCUCCCGCCUAGGAGACUCCCGGGUCAACAAAUGGGGAUGGGCACUAAGAAGGAGCUUCUUUAACA